AUUUCUGUAUGCCCUCCCAUUAUCCGAUCCGAGCGAGAGAAAGAGGGGAUGGAUUCGGUGCGCGCCAAGCACGCGGCGGAGCUGGAGGCCAAGCGCAAGAAGCUGGAGGAGAUCCGCAAGCGCAAGGCUGCAGUUCGAGCGGCUGAGGAGUCCUCCGCCGCGUCGGAGAGCGUAAACCAGGCCAUCGGCCAGCAGGAGAACAAGUUUGACGACUUUAUCCAGAAUAUCCUCAAGACGUCGGAGAAGGAGGAGCGACUCAAGGAGGACGAGGACAAGAGUAAGGAGGAUAAUGCAGUGACCAACACUCUGUCAUUGGCUGAGAAGUUGUCGUCUCUCUCCACUGUAACAAGCGUGGCCGAGAUGCACAUCCAGCCGACGCUCGUGGAGACUUACACUAAGCACACAGAGACGGACAUUACACUAGAGCACGAGAUCUUCGUGAAGGACGACGGCGCGACAGACAUGGAAGUGGACGAUAUGGGUGGACGCUCGUCUCCUAGACGUCCAGCAAGUGUGGACGGAUCGUCCUCCCCACGUAAUCGCAACUUGACGGUGGACACGGAAAUGCCCAUUUCAACCACGGAAACGUCCACAACGACACUAUCAGUAGAAGACAAGACCAGUUUAAUGCAGUCUGAUGCGAUGGAGGCCUUUUUAACCAAGGCUUCGAGGGUUAUCGAGCGUGCAUUGAACACUUCGAGCAAGUAUGACAUUAUGAUUGACUACGGAGCCGACGUGGAGCAGGACAGCGCAGUGGAGGAAGCCACGGAGUCCUUGAAGCAGCAGUAUGUCUUUGCAGACAGUCAGUGGUCCAAACACCGCGCAGUCACAGAUGUGGACGUCUCCCCGUUCUACCCGGAGCUCACUCUGGUGGCGUACACUGCUCGGAACUUCUUGGAGGACGAAGACAAGGACGACGGCAUGUCGUCGCAGUGGGAUACGAUGGGGAACUCCGCCACAGCGGCACUGACUGAAGUGGCAGCAAUCACGGAAGGAGUGGUGCUCUUGUGGUCCACAGCUCUGCCCGGUCGACCAGAAUACCGGUUUACGUGCCACUCACAAGUAACCAGUGCGUGCUUCAACCCGUUCGACCGUCAUAUUAUCAUCGGCGGCACGUAUUCCGGUCAGAUUGUGGUCUGGGACACUCGCGCCAAGAGCGCUCCAGUGCAGAAGACGGCGUUGUCGGCGUUUAGCCACACACACCCGAUCUACGCGAUGGCUGUUGCAGGCACCAAGACGUCGUACACACUGAUCUCUGCCAGUACCGACGGUCGAGUGUGCGUAUGGGAUCUCGAUCAUCUGCAAAAGCCUCUGGACAUGCUGGAUCUGCGCAUCUCGCUGUCUAUCGUGUCAAACUACACAUCCGUCAACACCUCGGACAAGAAGAUGGAAGCCUCGGUCACUUCUUUUGCAGUGUUGGGCAAGGAGAUCAAGGAGCUGUUUAUCGGCACGGAAGCUGGUAAGCUGUACUCGACGAAGAUUGACCAACAGAAAAACAAACCUGGCGCUGGCGACGACAGCAGCAGUAUGGAUACCGACAAGAAGAACAGGAACAGUCUACUCGGUAGCAGUACUGGAGACCUGGUCCGUGAGGUGAUUGUCGAGGCAGUCUCUAAGGACGGCUCGCACUUUGGUCCAGUUACGGCCAUGCACUUCAACCCACUGCUGCCAGCACACCGCGAUAGUCUGCUGCUCACGUGUUCUCUGGAUUCGACGGUCAAACUGUGGAGUCUCGAACACCCUGAGUUCCCUGUGCUCUCGUUCGAGCCGUCGAGCGAAUACAUUAGCGACGUACGAUGGUCCCCCCUGCACCCGGCACUGUUUGCUGUUGCAGAUAGCAGCGGCAGUGUGAGUAUCUGGAACAUCCUGAGAGAUGUCGAGGUGUCUGUAGUCUCAGAGAAGAUCAGUGACAAGUCAUUGAACAAGAUCCGAUGGAGCGCCGACGGCAAGAGCGUGAUCACUGGCGAUGCAGAUGGCAAGUCGUACAUCUACGAGGUGCCCUCCGAUAUUGCACUGCCCCAACCGGACGACUUGUCGCUUCUGGAGAGCAAAGUGGCAACUUCUAUCGCGGCGACAGCACUAUCCAAGCCGUAAAACACACCUUCACAGUAGACGCGUACAUCAAAAAGCCGACGCUAUCGGCUUGAAAAAUGAAUGUGGAGUCCAUCGUUUUAAGUUCGCCGGCUUAUUUUACUUACUACUGUUGGCUGCUGCGUCAAGUGUGAAGCAAUAUAAUCUCUCACAGCUUGGUGCUAAACUCAAGUGGAAACACUUGCGAGUUGUUGAACUUGCGACACCAUCUCUCAAACGCCUCACGAACAGGUGAAACCUACAGAACACAAUUGAGAAUGCGGCGGGGUUAUCUAGUAGAUAGACUUACCAGGUGUGGCUCUUUGACGAAGACUCGAAUGGAGUAUUCCUCAAACUUCCGCGGACUGAACAUUUCGUACGCGCAUUCGGGCAAGCGGAAGCACCUGGAGCUUGCGGUUGCAUUCUUCGAGUAGAACCUGACAUGUUGUACGGGGUCUGCCUUCCCUUUUCCAUAAUGAACGCGCAUGAAUUCCAGUAUAACUGCGUCCUUCUCGGUGAUCAGCGAUCGAUUUGUGGAGCACCGCAGCACUUCAUUCAGCAGCAUAUCCUCCGUUUUCUGUUGCGAGUGCGCCGUUAAUGCUGUCUUGCCGACGUAAUUGUAGUACGGCUUUGAGAAGAUUCGAUUUAGUAUCGAUCUCGCCUCUUCUAGUUCAGGGCUGUCGCUUUCUUGGAUUUUCAGCAGCACACGGUCGUCAAAAUGCUGGUAAGCCUCCAUGCAACACAUGAUCUCGGAGAUCCGUUUUCCUUUGAUCGUCACGUGGUCGUUGGCUGAGAUCAUCAAGUCACAGAGCAUGUAAUCAAUAGCACGGACUCCUCGGUGUUGGUACACGGACUGAUGAAGCUCGUAACGUGCCCGAAAGGCUUGCAUAAUUUGCCCAGCUAGCUUCUCGGGAAAGCAAACCACCAUGUUUUCUUCAGGAUCGUCACGGUCUACCAGCACACGAGCGUUACGAAUAAGUAGGUCGGUAUCACACGACAUUUUAGCCCCCGUGUGGAGCGAGUCUCGCAUGAAAUAGUCCAGUUUGUCCACGUCUAGUCCAC
This is a messenger RNA of Phytophthora nicotianae INRA-310, 3132 nucleotides long. RefSeq lists its product as hypothetical. The transcript is spliced from 3 exons. NCBI's taxonomy places the organism in Eukaryota, Oomycota, Peronosporomycetes, Peronosporales, Peronosporaceae. Gene Ontology annotation, cellular component: cytoplasmic dynein complex. Bases 49 to 2094 code for a protein of 681 amino acids. Gene Ontology annotation, molecular function: dynein light chain binding; dynein heavy chain binding. Gene Ontology annotation, biological process: transport along microtubule. The record is from RefSeq and is a predicted model, not a curated record.